ACGGCGGCGCGCGGGACGCACGGAAAAGCGGCCGGGCGCGGAAGGGCAGCGGCGGCCCUGCCAGCGCGCAGAUGGGAACAAUGGACGAUGACUUUGUGGCUUCCUCCACACCUCCGUUUCUCACUGACAGCUUGGAGAUGGCAAUGGAAGUGGAGAAUGAGAACUCAAAGCCACCGUGUUUUUCCUGUGUUUUUGACAACCAAAAUGGAGGGAGAAGCUUCUCUGCAGAGUCUUAUUUAGCAAGUGGAUCUCUUAAGAGGGUUUUGUUGAGGAUAGAUCCUUCUCCAAAUGACUAUGAAGAUAAUGUAGUGGAAAUGUUUGGCUUUCAGUGGGUUACUGAAAUGGCAUUAACUGAAUCCUGUGAACUUCUCUUUGGAUUACUUAGGCAACAGAUGUACAGACUGGAGAACCUAGUACAAAUGAGUUCAUCUGAUUUUGGUCAAGCUGCAAACUUGCACUCUGAAGCAGAGAACAUCAGGCAUCAAUGUAUUGAGUUUUUGCAUUAUGUGAAAGUUUUCAUCUUCAGGUACUUGGAACCCCUUAAAGUGGACAGUGAUGAAAUGCUACAGCCAUAUGAAGAACUGGAAGCACAGUUACCUUCAAUGUUGGUGGAAGAGCUUCAUGCUUUGGCCAUGCACGUUGGUCACCUUUGUGAGCUCCCUAGUAAUGUCCUGGCAGCCUUUACUAUUCAGCAUCAAGCAAAGAUCUUUCCCCCCUCAUGGCAUUUACUGCAUCUCCACUUGGAUAUUAAUUGGCUAAUAUUGGAAGUUCUUCAUGUACUAGGUGAAAAAAUGAUGAGGCAAGUUAUAUAUGCUAACCAAUUCAUCAAUCUGACUGGAGAGAAUUUAACCAGUAUCAGUUUAUUUGAAACACACUGUGAGAAUCUCAUCUCUGAUUUAAUAAGCUUGUCCAUCAACAAGUAUGUAAAGGUGAGACCUUCUGAGGCUCUUACUAGUCACCAUAAUCCCUGUACCUGCAUUAAAGAAUUAUGGAUUCUACUUAUUCAGCUGCUCGACCACAGAAAUAAAGGAUCUCACACAGAGUGUUUCUGGAGCUUGGUGAACAAAUCUUUAAAGAAUAUCCUCGAAAGGUCAAGUAGUUCUGAAAGAAUGUCUGGCUUGGAAACAAUUCAAUGCAAAGACCCCUUGAGUUUUAGCUGGUGGAUUAUUACUCACCUGGCACCACUCUACCAGUUUGACCGUAAUGGAAAUGUAGAUGAAAAGAAACAGAAGGAAUCCAAUUGGAAAUUUGUGGAAGAACUCCUUAAAAAAUCCACAGAUGCUCAAACCACUGUGUUAGAGGAACACUUACGAAUGCAUCUUCAGUGCUGUUUGACUUUGUGUAGCUUCUGGGACUUGAACCUAUCUGUUGUCACCAUACUCUGGGAUUAUUACAGCAAGAACCUGAACAGUUGCUUUACUGUUCCCUGGCUUGGUCUGAAGGGUCUGGCAAGUGUUAGUAAAACAUCUUUGUCAAUGCUCGAGUUGGUCAAAAGUUGUUGCUGUGAGCAGCAGAUCCCUGCUCUGUAUGAGUCCAGCAACAGUUACUUCAUUUUUCUCAGCAUUUUGGCACGGAUGAUGAAAGAAGCAAAGGACAGUGGCGUGCACCCUUGGAAACAAAUUAAAGGACGAAUUUAUUCCAAGUUCCAUCGGAGAAGAAUGCAGGAGCUGACAGAAGUGGGGCUGCAGAACUUCUUUAACCUGUUCCUCAUGCUGGCAAUCGUUGCAGAGACAGAGGAUAUAGUGAGUCGAGUGUUGGAUCUUUUGGAUUUCCUGACUCCAUCCUCCAUCACGGUGUCUCAGAGAGCUCUCAUCUGGAGAGGUCAUUUUGCUUUCCUUUUGAUUUAUGUGGAGAAGAACAUGGACAUAAGCGUUCUAGCUGACAAACUCUCAAAUGCUUUCCGGGAGAAGGCGAAAGAGUUUUUAGUAAGCAAAAACGACUACACGCAGAAACAAAAUCUCUGGACUCUGCUUUCAACCUACAUUGAUGGUGUCCAAGAAGUGUUUGAGACCAGCUGUUACUUGAGCCUUUCUGAGGAAAAGUUGCUAAAUGAUGGCUUUACUAUGCUGCUGCCUGCAUGUCGAGGAGCUGAACUGAGUAUGGUCCUAAAUUUUCUUCAGGUCGUUCUAGCCAGACUUCGGAGUGUGCACAAACGUGUGAGCCAGGGGCUUCAACCAGGGAGCAGGGCCCCAGGAGCGCAGCUUCCAUCAGUGGCUAAAGAGCACCACCUUGCUGUUGCUGCUGCUCUCUGGAGAAAUUUCUUUCCUUACUUGAAGAGCCAGAGGAUGUCACAGAUGCCUCCUUCGCGGCUGCUGGCUGAUACAGCUGCAGGUUUUACUCUCUUAGCUUUGGAUAUACCCAGCAAAGCCUUAUCGGAUCUCCAGCCACAGCCUGUUCUAUCAAUGAUGCAGCUGUUCGGGUGGGAUGACAUGGUGUGGCCUCAGCUGGUGUCAAGAUAUCUGAGUCACCUAAUUCAAAACAGCGCAGUGUGUGAAGCUUUUUCUAGCAUGGGAUAUCCAUCCUAUGAAGCUUUGACAGUACGUUCUUGGUUUCGAUGCAUUUUGCAAAUGUUCAUAGAUCAACCUAGUGGUACGUUGGCCAAGACAGAUGCUGAGGGAACAGUUGGGAGAGCCUAUAUGGAGCAGCUGACUGAGAUGACAAGACUGAUUUUUAAACUCUCAGAAGUAGAAAACAUUCUUUCAAAGGCUAACAUCGAAGAGUCAAUUUUCAAGCAAGACCCUAAAAAUGCUCUUGUCCAAUUCAUUAAGGCUGUUGGUAGAAUUUACAGCAGCCUCCAGACACUCCCUGAGAAAUCUGCCAUGGUAACAAAGGCUCUGGAGUAUUUAGGUGAUGUAUUAAAGUAUGUGAAACCUUACCUGAAGGCAAAAGGACCACCAGAAGGUCUGCAGCUUACCUAUUGGACCAUAGGCUGUCUGGUAAAGUUCUGGGCACCAAUACUGGCUACUUCCAAAGCGCAGCAACUCUUGUUCCGCAUCGUGGAUUGCUUACUGCUGCCACACUCUGUGCUUCAGCAGGACAAAGAGCUGCCUGUGGCUCUGCUGUCUGCCAUUCAGGAAAGCCUACCUCUUUAUCUUCAGGGCCUGUCCUUUAUAUGUUGCCAGUCCCAAUCUCAGGGUGCCUACUUAAAUCAGCUGCUGGGGAGCAUUAUCCAACAGUAUUUUGGCCGGUUCCUCCCCUCGUCUCCGACGGCGCUGGCAGCUGGGCAGCAUCCUGUGCUCACUGCUCUGUGCAGCUCCGUCACAGCCCCUCAGCUGCUCCGGCUGCGGAAGACCACGCUGCACGUCAUAAAUGAAAGCUAUAUGCAGUUCAAAGGUAAUGCUCCUCCUCCUCGCUUGGCUUCAGUCCUUGCCUUCAUUCUGGAAGUACUUCAGAGAAGCCAGAGCACUGAGCUGUGUGACAUUGACUUAGUCCUGCCAGCCGUGUUGAAAUGCCUGCUGUUGGUUAAUGAGCCUCAAGUUAAGAAAUCCUCUACAGACAUUGUACAGUACAUGGUAGAAGGCUGCCAAGCAGGGUCGGGAGGAGAACGUGCCACCCAGCUGACUUCUGUUUUUAGGCAGUUUAUCCAGGAGUACACGGCUCUGUAUGAUCAGCGGGUUUUCAGCAUCCUCGAAACAGUGGCAGCCUUGGAUCAGCAGUUGGUUACAGGCCUCAUCCCCACAGUCACACAGUCUCUGAAGGAUUCAGAGCACAAACAAGGUCUUGGAAGGAACACUGCACAGAGAGAGGCCUAUAAAAGACUCUUAUCUCACCUUGCAGAGGCUGGACAAAACGAGAUACAGAAACUGGAGAAUGAGACAGAUUAGCAGUGUGCUGGUGUCUAAUCGCUUCCUCUUGAAUGUUCUGCCACAGUCAACACCUAAAACAACAGCCAAGUUGUUCACAAUGGCAAUACAUUUUAUUGGGUUUGGGAGGGGGGUUUCUCCCCCCACAAGUUAUGUAUUUCAUUUUAAUAAUUGCUCUGGUGUGGGAACAUUGUCAUGUGUCUGAAGAGUAACUCUCAGUAUGCUGUGAGUGGUGAUGGAGACAGCAACUACAUGACACAAUCCAGUGUCUAUGAGCAGAGGCUGUUACUGCCACACACGAGGCAGGGUAGCAAAGAACCAAAGUCAUUCCACAACUCCAUUCCCACCAGAAGUAACACUGUACUUCUGAGCACCUUACUUGGUGUGUUCUUAAGGAAAUCAUAACUUUGCCAUUCCUGAUUUGGUAGAAUGAGAGAAGCCUGUGACCUCUCGGACUGUGUAGAAUGAGUGUGUGUGCCAGUAUGAGAGAGGGAUCAUUUGUAAAGUGAGAGCUUGUGUGCUGCUUGUACAAAAUGCACAUGCAGCUGGCUUAACCUGUAUUAAAACAUUAAAGUCUUUCAGAUUCCAGUGUAAAA
Messenger RNA from Colius striatus (speckled mousebird), 4399 nucleotides. It is a transcript of the gene MMS22L, whose product is annotated as MMS22 like, DNA repair protein. Gene Ontology annotation, cellular component: nuclear replication fork. The transcript is spliced from 25 exons. NCBI's taxonomy places the organism in Eukaryota, Metazoa, Chordata, Aves, Coliiformes, Coliidae. Gene Ontology annotation, biological process: double-strand break repair via homologous recombination; replication fork processing. The record is from RefSeq and is a predicted model, not a curated record. The coding region runs from base 72 to 3824 and encodes 1250 amino acids.